Messenger RNA from Striga asiatica, 1814 nucleotides. NCBI's taxonomy places the organism in Eukaryota, Viridiplantae, Streptophyta, Magnoliopsida, Lamiales, Orobanchaceae. The record is from the annotation of a GenBank genome assembly.
CAAUAAGCCAAUAAUACUAACAACAUUGUAACGCUGGCUGCACAACUAAUGUUGAAUUUUUCUUUAUUCUUAAGACAAUUUUUUUUUUCUCCCAAACUCGGCGUGUUUAUAUAUACGUGCAUUUAAAUCGUUGAAUAGGUUUUGAGAAUGACGACGCAACAACGAGAAGAAAGGAACUCUGUUUUUGUUUUCCUCUUUCUCUGUAUUUUCAUACCCUUUCAAAUUAUCCUGAAGUCCAGCGAAUUAUCCAAUUAAGGUUGUGCGUGGGAUGUUUUCUUGAGAUUUUUUGGCUGAUGCACCAUGAAAUCGUAUAAUUCUGUUCAUGUAAUAUCUGAUUCAAAGAGCAGAUCAUGUAUUUGCAGCCUCUUUGUCACCAUGUCUUUGAUUUGUGGCGCUUACUUCAUAUGCAGUGCAUGGCGUGGAAAUGAAUUUUUUAGUUUAUCAACUGAACUUGGACUCAACACCACAGAACAGUAUAUGGACUCUGUUCAAUGCCAGGUAGCACCAAAAACGGACAUUGAAGUGAACGUUACGGAAGAAAACAAACCCAUCAAGAGAUGCAAUGACAAAUGCAGGCCCUUUGGAAGUGAAGCUUUGCCAAGAGGUAUUGUAUCUGCUACUUCAAACUUGGACAUGGUCAGUUUGGCGGGCCCACUUUCAGACGACGUAUCAUUUUUUAAUCAGAACAAGUCGAAGAAAACAAGUUUGCUGGCCAUAGCAGCUGGGAUCAACCAAAAAUUUCUGAAAGAAAAUUUUGUUGUGAUGCUUUUCCAUUAUGAUGGCAUUGUGAACGAGUGGAACAAUUUUGAAUGGAAUGACAGAGUCAUUCAUGUCACAGCCAAAAGUCAAACAAAAUGGUGGUUCGCCAAGCGUUUUCUGCACCCAGAUAUUGUUUCUGAAUAUGAGUACAUUUUUCUUUGGGACGAGGACUUGGGAGUAGAAAAAUUUCAUCCAGGAAGAUAUGUAUCUAUUAUAAAGGAAGAAGGGCUUGAGAUUUCACAGCCUGGCCUCGACCUUGGUAAGGUGCAUCAUCAAAUUACCGCGCGACACCAAAGAUCAACGGUGCACAGAAGAUACUAUAAGAUUGGUACAUGCGACAGCAACAGUACCAAUCCCCCGUGCGUAGGUUGGGUGGAGAUGAUGGCCCCCGUGUUCUCAAAAGCUGCUUGGCGCUGUGUUUGGUAUAUGAUCCAGAACGAUUUGAUCCAUGCAUGGGGCCUGGAUAUGCAACUCGGUUACUGUGCACAGGGUGACCGAACAAUUAAAGUUGGUGUGGUAGACGAGCAGUAUAUAGUUCAUCACGGUCUUCCUACACUUGGUGACACUAAUGCAAGUUCUGGACCUCCCAAAGUUACCGAUCGAAUCAAAAUUCGAUUACGAUCAUAUAAUGAAAUGAGGGCGUUCAGGAAUAGAUGGAACAGGGCUAUUAAAGAGGACGAAUGUUGGGUCGAUCCCUUUGGAAAAAUUCGUGGAUAAAAAUUAUAUAAACACACGGAUAUAUAUGUUUAGUUUUCUAUUCAAGACAUUGUGAUCAAGUAAGCAACAAAAGGCCGAACAACAACACAUGUACAGAGGCAAACAGAGAUACAAUGGCACUUUUAGUGUAGAUUCUUUGAUUCUGAUACGAAUGAAUAAAUAUUACAAGGAGCACACAAACUCAAAUUUACACAUGUAUCUAUAUUUGGAUCUUUUUUGGUUAUUUUUUAUGUUUAUAUGAUUCUUUUUUCCCUGAUAAAAUGGGAGUGAACAUGUCUUCGAUAUUGUUUUGGAACUAACUGAUAAUGAUGCUGAUUUGAUUGAUAACUUCUUCGGAG